AUGAGGUGUAAGAAGCAUCUAGCCGACGCUAGUAGUAGCGUCGGUAUUUGUGCUUCGUGUCUGCGCGAACGGCUAUUUGCUGUGAUCGCGGCGGAGGAACAAGCACAAGCACAAACUCAUUAUAAACAUUAUGAGGCAAUUCAAAUACAGGAAGACCACCGGGAAAGAGUCACCAAUCCUCCGCCUCUAGCGUUUCCUCGCUCCGUUUCGCCGUAUAUUUCUCGCCGGAAAUCUGAUUCUACGCCCUUUCAAUUCCAGCAAUAUUCAUUUCAUGGAGUUCCAGAUCAAAGAUUUUUCAGUACUCCACAUGUGGGUCCCAACGGAAAAACAAUAACUGCUGCCACCUCGCAUAAGAAGAAGAGUUUCAAAUUUCCUUUGUUAUCGGGUCUGUUUAGAUCCGGGUCGAGUAAACCGGGGUCGGAUCCUAGGGUUUCAAAUUCUGGAGAUUAUUACCCCGCAUCGUCGUCUUCAUCACCGUCGUGGUUCUCCGGUUUUCUGCCCAUUCGCCGUAAAAAGCAAUCACGGACGUUUUCAUUGGACGAAUCGACGAUCGAAGGUAAACGGAGGAUUUGCCGGGACCACGAUCGAGGAAUGUCUCCGGCGCGAUGCACCGACGAGGAGGAAGACGAGAAUAUCCACGGCGGAUCGAGCGGGUACUCAUCGGAGACUCCGAGGAGAAAACCGGCCGCUCAACUUGGCCGGAGAACCGGCGGGAAGUCGGGUCAUAACCGGAGCUUCUCUGGGAUGGCGUUUUGCUUGAGCCCGUUGGUACGUGCGAGUCCGGCGAAGCCUCAACUGUCAAAUGCGACGUCAUUUUGCAAGAAUAGAUCGAGGAAGCUUGUAGAUUUCGGGAGGUUAAAUCCCAACCGUUAA
Molecule: messenger RNA, 873 nt
Organism: Nicotiana attenuata
Lineage: Eukaryota; Viridiplantae; Streptophyta; Magnoliopsida; Solanales; Solanaceae
Exons: 1
Coding region: 1-873 (290 amino acids)
Source: RefSeq, a predicted model, not a curated record